CACCGUGAAGGCAGUACCGUCCUGCCCGGCGAGAGAAAGCUCUGACAGCUUACGAGUCAGUGAAAAGCCUCCAGAAACUCAGCAUCCUGCAUUUCAGUCCUCACACCCGGAGCGCACGGGCAUGCAGGGAGCGCACUGACUCGUUCAGGGGGAGGGGGGUGGAGGUGUGGAAGGGAAUGGACUCCCACACUGCACCGAACCAGAGGACUGCCGCUGGGAGGAUGAGGAGGAUGAGGAAGACUGCGCCGUCAGUUUCGUUUUAAUUCCUGCAACCGGCUGCCUUUACGCAGGGUGGAGAGGUUCAGUCAUCCGCCGCCCCUGGCAGUGUAAUCCGCUUGUCGGGAGGAGCAGGGAAAGCCCCUGUCCAGACUGAGACAGAGGCGAGGGGGAGAGAGAGAGAGAGAGAGAGAGAGAGAGAGAGAGAGUUUUAAGUCGGACCGGGAUAGAGAGAGUUGACAGGAGCGUUUGGUCAUAAGUCAAGCUUCUGUCCUGCUGCUGCUGCUGCUGGGAAAAAUAAAUUAAGUGACUGACAGAGACUCUGAGGAGGAUCACUCAAACUGCUCCACUUCACACCAUGAGUGGACCGACAAAUGUUCAGUACCAGUCAGGUCUUUAUGGAGGAAACAACAACAGCAGCUCUCCUGUCUCCAGCCGAGGAAACUCUCCCAUCGUGUGUGAGCGCUGUGGGGAGGUUUGUCGCGGGGAGGUGGUGCGUGUCAAGAAAACACACUUCCAUGUUCACUGCUUCACCUGCCAAGUUUGUGGCUGUGACUUGGUGCACUCGGGUUUCUUCCACCACUCUGGAGAGUACAUCUGCACCGAGGACUACCAGCGGCUCUACGGGACCCAGUGUGACAGCUGUGACCAGUACAUCACUGGAGAGGUGGUAUCUGCCUUGGGGAGGACGUACCACCCACACUGCUUCGUCUGCAGCAUCUGCAGGAGUCCGUUCCCAAUUGGCGACAGGGUGACCUUCUGUGGGAAGAAGUGUGUGUGUCAGCAGUGCUCACACUCUCUGAGCAGCGACAAGCCCGUCAAGGUUCAUGGACCAAGCUACUGUGCAGGCUGUGGUGAGGAGAUCAAACAGGGUCAGUCUCUGCUGGCUCUGGAGAGACAGUGGCACGUCAGUUGUUUUAAAUGCCGAACGUGUGGCUGUGCUCUCACCGGAGAGUACAUCAGCAAGGAUGGGAUACCUUACUGUGAGGCUGACUACCACACUCAGUUUGGGAUCAGGUGCGAGAGCUGUAACAGGUACAUCAGCGGCAGAGUACUUGAGGCUGGAGGGAAGCACUACCACCCCAGCUGUGCCAGGUGUGCCCGCUGUCACAUGAUGUUCCUGGAAGGAGAGGAAAUGUACCUUACAGGUUCAGAGGUUUGGCACCCCAUGUGUAAAGAAGCAGCUCGGCUGGAGAGAAAACUGAGGCUGAGACGGACCUCUGAGACGGCAUCCAUUUCUCCUCCGGGCUCCUCUCCUCUCUUCGGCUCCCCUCACCGGAUUAUCUGUUCUAAGGCUGACGGUGAUGUUUUGGACUAUAAGCAGCUGGCGGCUCUGCCCAGGGUCAAAGCCAUAUACGACAUCCAGCGGCCUGACAUCAUCCCUUAUCAGGCCGACCACACGCACACACAUCUCUCAGAAGACGGUCUGGAGCGAUACAGCUGUGGACAGUCAUUGGGGUCCUUAUCACCAUACUCUCAUGAUGUUUUGGAUGCCGUGGAGUUGAGAACAAGGCGUUCCUCCAGCUCUGCCUUCACUGACUCUCCUGCACACAGUCGUCACGGAGGUUCCCCACUGCAUUAUUAUCUCCCCGGCAGUGAGAGUGGCAGGAGUUCACCCUAUUACAGUCAGCCAGAGCCCAGGUGUGCCACACCCACCACCGCCACCUUGCAAGCCCCCAAGCAUUUCCAUGUGCCAGCUUCUGAAGAAACCAACAUCUACAGGAAACCUCCCAUCUAUAAGAGACAAGACAUCUCUGCCUCUCCAACAGCCAAUAAGAGUAAGACCAAUGAGAAUCUCGUCAAUUCCAGUCGCCUCUCCUCCUCCAACUGUAACAACAUUUAUCACCCAGACUCCAACUACUACCCAUAUACUGGCUCUCCAAAAGUCUCCAGAGUGAGGAGGUUUUCAUCUGGAGGAGAGGAGGAUGGAUGGAAUCACAAUAUAAACAAGGGAAUUGGCAGGUUGAUCCUGAAGGAGGAGAUGAAGGCCCGGUCAGGUUGUCACGACAAUGACCAGUGGGGGAGCAGACGCAGUUCCCGUUGUAGCAGCAAGGAGGCGCUGAAUAAUCUAGGAUAUGGUUCCCUCAAUGGCUCUCCCAGGUCCGUCUACAGCACAGACAGCGACUUGUACAUUGCCAAAUCUGCCUCAUUGCCAGGCUAUGGCAGAAAUGGACUAAACAGGCCUGGGAGUGCGGGUGCAGAUUAUUACCAGUAUGACAGCAGUAAUGCAGUUAAUUGGCAGAUCAGAGAAUACAAGGUAAGAUGCUUUUCCCAAAGCUGGUGAGCCAUAACUGAGCCAAGAGGAGAAGGUCCGGAUCAGUGGAUAAUAGAUAAGAAUGAAGUGUUUCCUGUUUAAAGUUCACACUGAACAGUGAAUCCAUCUCACUCAGUAACACCCACUUGACUCUGUGAAAUUUUGUGAAGUUGACUGAGUCACUUUAUCGACAUUGGAAAAGACAAAGGUUAAUUGUACACACAGGGUUUGUGUGAUUGGUGAGGGGUAUUCAAUAGGCUUUUAUCUUUGAGCGUUCUGUCUCAUCAUGAAUGUUCAAAAAGUGUUGGGAGCAGUUUUCAACCCCACUCUUCAUCACUUAAGCUAGAAACUCUUUUUCUCUUUAUUAAGAAGAAAGAGGAAAACGAGAGCAAUAAGAAAAACACUUCUCUUCCUGUAUGGAGGCUUUAUUUUAUAUUUGCAGUAACAAUGAAAGAGAAAGACUUAAUCUGUCUUUUUCAGUGUGUGUGUGUGUGUGUGUAUACACAGCAUCAGUAAAAGGCCCCUGAGGGAGCAUCUGAUCACAGUUUGAUUUAUAGCCUCUGUACUGUGGCAAUCCAGUUAUAAAAAUUUAUACUGAUACAUUAGUACUACUCUUUCUGUCUUUGUUAGAUCUACCCAUAUGAAGCCCUAAUGGUGUCAGUCAGAGGCCAGCAGCGUCUCCCGAGUGACGUAGACCGAGCCAGGCUGGAGCGUCACCUCUCACCAGAGGAGUUCUACAGAGUCUUUGGCAUGUCCAUGUCCGCCUUUGACCGUCUCGCUCAGUGGAAAAAGAACGAACUUAAGAAACAGGUCCGACUCUUUUGAGAAAAU
Lates calcarifer (barramundi perch) is the source of this 3301-nucleotide messenger RNA. RefSeq names its product actin-binding LIM protein 3. Gene Ontology annotation, cellular component: stress fiber; actin cytoskeleton. NCBI's taxonomy places the organism in Eukaryota, Metazoa, Chordata, Actinopteri, Centropomidae. The coding region runs from base 575 to 2500 and encodes 641 amino acids. Gene Ontology annotation, molecular function: actin filament binding. The transcript has 22 exons. Gene Ontology annotation, biological process: cilium assembly; lamellipodium assembly. The record is from RefSeq and is a predicted model, not a curated record.